Messenger RNA from Penicillium odoratum, 261 nucleotides. RefSeq names its product electron transfer flavoprotein regulatory factor 1. Lineage: Eukaryota; Fungi; Ascomycota; Eurotiomycetes; Eurotiales; Aspergillaceae. Gene Ontology annotation, biological process: respiratory electron transport chain. The transcript has 2 exons. Gene Ontology annotation, cellular component: mitochondrion. The record is from RefSeq and is a predicted model, not a curated record. Bases 1 to 261 code for a protein of 86 amino acids.
AUGGUCGCCCCGGAAUUACGUCGGCAGGUCAUCAAUGUGUAUAAAGGUGCGGUCGCAUGCAUGGGCCAUACCCAAGAGCACAAGCUCACUAAUGUUGAAGAACUCCUUUGGUUAGGACGCGAGUAUCCCCUGGGGUACAAAUAUUUCCGAGAUCGGCUCCAUCGUGCGUUUGCAGGUCAGGCUCAUCUUCAGGAUGAAGAGCAAAUUCGAAAGGGGAUUGCUAGGGCGGAAUUUGUAAAGAAAGAAGUCGAAGCAUUGUGA